UUUCAAUUAAUUUAUUGAUUUUACUGCUAUUUUUUAAAAGUUUAUUUAUUUAUCUAUUCUAUCUUACUAUCUAUAAGCGUCUAUUAUUAUUAUUUUUUAUUUACUUUAUUCUACCAAUCCAUUUUUUUAUUUUUUUGUACCAACCAUCGAAACAGUAUAAAGUGGUGUUAUUUAGUUGAUCGGGCGCUUAUGACCUGUAUGGUUUGCGCAUAGACAUCGAAACAAACAAACUAUUCUGGUUAUACCUAUCGAUGUAUUUUUAUAUCGAUCUAUCAAUAAUAUUGCAUGCAUUGUGAUACACUGUGUUGCUGAUUAUGCUUGUGGGGAAUAUGUUCUUUUAAGAUUGAAGAAUUGCGUUCGUUUAAUUCGUGUUAAUGGUGCUGCAGAGGGUCAGUAGUAUAACGUUUUAUUAUGGCUGAAAAGAAUACAAAAAACGAAAUUAUGAGAAUGCUUCUUUCAACACCUAAUCCUCCAAAAAUCAUACCCAGAGGUAAAAUGGAUAAAAUUAAAAGCAGCGAUAGUGAUGGAGAAUGUGGUGCCAAGUUGUCCAAUUAUCUCCAACACUUAACUGGACAGCCUGAAUUCCAAAAUGUCGUGGAAAUGGAUCAUCCAUAUUCUCGUCCAUGGAACUGGAGACCAGAUAAUUUUUAUGCGAAGCCAGCCAAGAAAUUGUUUGUUUCAAAAAACAACAAUUCUUGGGGCUCCACUGAAAACAUAGAUCCUGUUGGUGAAGUUCCAUCACCUACUCCAGCUUAUAAUCAACAGAAAGCUCAAGUGAUGAUGGAUGAAACAAGUCGUCUCAUUACUCUGUUACGUUCUGAUCCUGGUGAUGUUGAUUGGGAAUCUAAAAUAGAUAAGAGUGACUGGGGUUUAUCCCAAACAAGGAUAUUUGAACGAGUUAUUAGAAUUCUGAAUUGGGAGCGUCUUAAUCGCUUGACAUUUGUUUCUAACUGGAAUGAACCAGUUCUUAGAAGAAUCUCUUUAGAUAAAUCUGCUCGACGUUUCAGAACAAUAAUGGCUUCAAUAGCAUGGAAACAAAAACUAGUUCAUUGGCUACAUAAUCUUUUAUUGGAAGUUUUAGAAGUUAAUUACUUAGUAGCAUACAUUGACAUUUUACAGACAUUAAAGAAAAAGAUUCCUACAUUAGUGGAGAGGAUGAUUUCAAUUCCAGCCAGCAGCAAGAUAAACCCUGAUGCACUGAAGUUAUUGUUGAAGAAACCAUGGGAUCCCGCAUCUACUGGCUUAACUUGUUAUAAACCUAGAAGAUUGCCCGGAAACCCUUUGAUUGUCAUUGUACCACCUUAUGGACAGAACGGAAACUCUUCAGAGCAAAGCAGCAAGGUUCAGAGGUGGCUGCCGUAUUUGUCACAAAUCGGAAAUGUCAUUCCAGUCACUACUAAUAAUGUUGCAAGUAGUAAAAUAACUGCUAUUACAAGUUUGGAAUACAUGCUGUCAUCUACUAGGGCCAAACUAACAGAACUCAAGUCUGAUUAUGUUGGACGACCUAUCAUUCUGUUUGGCCUUAAUUCUGGAUCUGCCUUGGCAUGCCAGGUUGCACUCGUUGAUCAGGUAGCAGCCGUCAUUUGUAUGGGCUUUCCACUGAAUACUGUUGAAGAUAAAAGAGGACAACCUGAUGACACUCUUCUUAAUUUAUCCAUGCCUGUAUUAUUUGUGAUUGGUCAGCAUGCCGCAACUUGCUACAUCGAUGAUAUGGAGGAGCUUCGUGAGAGAUUGAAUGUUGAAACGGGUCUUGUCAUAGUAGGAGCAGCUGAUGAUCACUUAAGGAUAACAAAAGCAAAACAAAAAAUAGAAGGGAUAACUCAAGGAAUGGUUGAUCACUGUAUUAUUGAUGAAGUAACUGACUUUAUUGGAAAUGUACUUUCAUCACCACCACAACCUCCUCCUCCACCAGCUCCGGUUGAUAACAGGCCCCGGCUAAGAUUAGUUGAAAAGAAGCGAAAAAUAUCAAUACAAGAUGAUAUUUAUCCACGAAAGCAGUUGAUUCCAUCUGCUUCAAUAAGAAAAGAUGGUAUAACAAUUAAUAUUACUACAGUUCGUAGAGGAGGAUCAAGGGGUCGUGGAAGAUCCAGAUAUAUAACUCAAUCAAGUAAUGGAGGUAUAGCCAUAUCUCGCAGAGGUGGUUUAUCCGAUAAAGGUGUGACACGUCCUUCUAUUGAAAAUAUAAGUGUAAUAAACAGUUCGAAUAUUGACAAUUCAUCAUUAAGUAAUGAAGGCCAGACGUUCAAGAUUCUCCCCCACAUUAAAGUAUUAGGGGGUGAAGGAUUCACUUCAAUCUCUAAUAGCCAAGACAAUACUAGUUUUGUUGAUGAACUAACUCCAGAUAGACUUUUAGAAAUGCCUAUUAUCAUAGCUGCUGACACUCAAGAAGAAGGACAUGAUAACCAACUGAAGGUAAUGAUGACUGGGACUGAACAAACAGAAAUCAAUCAACCAACGAACAAAAAUGAAGUUAAGUGUGCUACAAUCUACUUCAGAAAGCGUGGCUCAGCCACUUCUAGUGGUACUCGAGUUUCAACUAUAAAUGUUGGUUUAGCUGGAAAUAGGCAGAUUAUCCAAAGAAAACCACGCUUACAAAAUUUUCCAGCUACCAAAUACAUUUCAGAAAAAUAGAUCUUGUAAAUUAAUAUUGUAUAUUUAUUCAACAAAAAAAAGAAAGAUAUGUUUUAAUUUUGUAAAUUAUUGUAUUGAUUUGUAUGUAAAUACUUAAUUAUUAAAUGUAUAUUUUAUUAAUAAAUAUUUUGAUCAUA
Messenger RNA from Nezara viridula (southern green stink bug), 2768 nucleotides. Lineage: Eukaryota; Metazoa; Arthropoda; Insecta; Hemiptera; Pentatomidae. The record is from the annotation of a GenBank genome assembly.